This is a messenger RNA of Thalassophryne amazonica, 1898 nucleotides long. RefSeq names its product gastrula zinc finger protein XlCGF57.1-like. The record is from RefSeq and is a predicted model, not a curated record. Gene Ontology annotation, molecular function: DNA-binding transcription factor activity; RNA polymerase II cis-regulatory region sequence-specific DNA binding. The transcript is spliced from 2 exons. Lineage: Eukaryota; Metazoa; Chordata; Actinopteri; Batrachoidiformes; Batrachoididae. Gene Ontology annotation, biological process: regulation of transcription by RNA polymerase II. Bases 195 to 1391 code for a protein of 398 amino acids.
ACAUCCGGUAAGAACGAGUCUUCAGAGCGUUUCUGUUUCAGGACGAACGAGUCUGAGUGUACUUUGUUCGCUAUACCUGGUACUAGCUUAUCAGCUUAGCUAGCUAGCUGGAAACAUAUCGACGGGAGGCGGGGCGUCAGCGUGAUUGACAGGGAGUGUGUCAUGAGAAAAAAGCCGUUUGCCUUUGUGUGAAAAUGUCUAAAGUCCAAAUCUUGAGAGCGCUGGUGACGCAGAGACUAAACGCAGCUGCUGAGGAGAUAUUUGGGCUGUUUGAAAGAACAUUUGCAGAAUAUGAGGCGGAACUGUGUCGUUCAAAGGAGGAAAACCACCAACAGCGACAUCUACUGGGCACUAUGGUUCGAACAGCAGAUGUGCAGCGUUUAUUGGGGAAUAAAGAAGAGGUCACCUCUGAGUGGCAGCCGUGGUGCAUCAGUCUGGACCAGGAGGAUCCAGAACCAUCACACAUGAAAGAGGAACAGAAAGAAUUCUGGAGCAGUCAGGGGGGAGGGGGAGAUGAUCCCUCCAAGGUUCCACACUCUCCUGUUCCUGUGAAGACCGAAAAUGACAAAGAGACUCUGCAGUCAUCAGAGCACAGCACAGAACUAGAACCAGCCAGACACUCAGAUCCACAUGAUUACUUUCAGCCAGAUACUGAUGACCAAACCUUAAACUCUGUAGAACUCGAGACUGGUAGAAGGACUGAUGUUUGGAAGGACACCUCAGGUCCUCAGUUUGUUAGAAAAUGUCUGAAAAAUAACGAAGUCCCUGUAAGUGAUAGAAGAUAUAACACAGGAGAAAAACCACUGAGUUGCUCCCACUGUGGUAAAAGAUUUGCUUACCAGAACAGUUUAAGGAAACACAUGUCAAGUCAUACAGAAGAGAAACCAUUUAGCUGCUCCCAGUGUGGCAAAAGAUUUUCCUACCACAACAAUCUGACGCAUCACAUGAUAACUCACAAAGAAGAGAAAACAUUUAGCUGCUCUGAGUGUGGCAAGCGAUUCGCUUAUCAGAACAACCUGAAGAAACAUAUUGUCACCCAUGGGGGACAGAACACGUUUAGCUGUUCCUCAUGUGGUAUGACGUUUGGUAAACGGACCCUCCUAAAGUCACACAUGAUCGUUCAUACGGCAGAGAAAAAGUUUAGCUGCUCUCAGUGUCACACAAGAUUCAGACACAAGUACAAUCUCAAUAGUCACAUGAAAAUUCACACAGGAGAGAAACCGUUCAGCUGCCCUACAUGUGGUAAAAGGUUUGGCCGUAGGAGCAAUCUAAAGGCUCAUAUGAGAUGUCACAAUAAACCUUACAGCUGUUCUGUUUGCAAUCAAGGUUUCAAAAAAGAAAAUGAUUGGAGAAGACAUAUCGUGGUCCACACAGGACAAACUGGUUUUUAAUACCGUGUUUGAGGGAAAAGACUAUCAUAACUCUUGAAUGUACUGAGUUUUCAGAUCAGGAUGUCAUGUCUGUGAUCAAAAACUUUUUUUGAACACCUUUAAGUCCACAGCUAUUUUUAACCAUUUGAUUAUGUCCAGAUUGGAGAUCUGGUUCUACUGAUCUACGGAUCAGGCGCACAACAGAGAGGAAAAAAAUGUUUGUCUUUGUGGUCAGAGGCAUUUUACUAAAACAAAGCAACACAGGAUACAUUUAUUACUUUUUUAAAUGCUAAAAUGUCUCCUUUGAUAUUAAUUUGACAUAUACUGUUUUAAAAAAAUACGAGCAUAGACUGAAAAGUUCUAAGGCUCACUAUAAUGCAGUUAAUGCAUUACUCCUUCAUGGGGAGCCUUAGAACUUUUCAGCCUAACCUCAUAUGUCCAUGUUUGCAAAUGUGGUGAGUAUUGGAGGGGUGUGUGUGUGUGUGUGUGUGUGUGUGUGUGUGUGUGUGUGUGUGUGGUGUGUGUGUG